Molecule: messenger RNA, 3863 nt
Organism: Bombus pascuorum
Lineage: Eukaryota; Metazoa; Arthropoda; Insecta; Hymenoptera; Apidae
Product: trichohyalin-like
Exons: 5
Coding region: 329-3640 (1103 amino acids)
Source: RefSeq, a predicted model, not a curated record
ACGAGGCUUUAUAAAUCGCGAGGAUGUUCGCCGGUGCCGAACCAGUGACACCUCGACUGCGAUCGAUCGUACUGGUACUGCCGAUUCGACGAAUUCGUACGAUAUCCACGUGCUCGUCGCGAAUCGAUUCGCGAGUGUUCAGUUUCAUCAACAUACGGCAGACAGGGUUUUCCAAGAAGCUUAAUAAAUGUUAUAGAGUGCUUGAAAAAAAAAGUAUAUAAACCAAGAACGUGCAACAGAGGAAAUCUCGUGGAUACAACUAGUUUCGAUCAGAAGAGUAUCAGCGAGGAUCGAUCUGUCUCGAGAAGCUAUUUCGUCGUAAACGAGGAUGCAGCCAGGAGUGACGGUGGUUCUGGCCACGGUCUGGCUGGCGGUGUACGUGAAUGUAGUGGGGACAGUUAGCCACUAUCCCUCCCGCCUUACCCUCGAUCAAUACACCCCUUUGCCCCCGCAGUACCAGCAACACGGAGUUUAUCGAAGAGUCGAGGGCCAACCGGACUGGAAGGAUCAGAAUCCUGGCGAGAAUCAGUCGUUCGACCUUUCGAUCGGCCCGCGAAGGUUGAUCUCGGCAAACACCUCUAAUGGCUCCCAGAGACAAUCCCACGGGACCGAAUAUCUCAAACAUGACUUGCUGCUCCGCCAAUCAAAGAAUAGCGCCGGUAACAAUUUUUCACCUUUAGUCGAAGAUAAACAGCCGCGUAACUUUGCUGGUCAAGAGUUUACGGAUGAGAAAGUUGAUAGUAGAGACUCAAAGGAUCUCGAAUCAGCGCCGCGUGAGCUGUCUCCUCCGUCCGAAUUGGAGGACCCUUUUGUAGCCGACGACACGUUCCAAGAUCAAGGACCAGGUUCCGUAGAAAUAUACAAAUUGGACGUAUUCCGAGUGAAGCCUCUGUUGAGCCCCACGCCUGUCACGAGAUUCCCAUCGAAAGGGAAAAGCAAAGCACCUAAAAAGACUAGCUACGUGAAUUGGAAGUCUAAAACGCCCGAGUACAAAGCUACUAGUUUGAAUAUGCUUCACAAACAGUCCAACUCGUUCGAUGACUUUAGUACAGAGAUUCCAGCAAAUACGGACCCAUUUAGUAUAGGAGGAGUGCCAGAGUUACAGGUGGGUUGCGAGGGAUUGGAGGCACCUGAUCACAGCAGAGAAAAAAGAUCGAUAGACUCCCCCGGUAAAGAUAAGAAUCCAAAGGAGGUGGAUCCGUGGGCGGAUGUAACUCCGAUAUCCUUGAACCUGGACUAUGAGCUGUCUGGCGAGGAAGACUACGAAGAGAUGGACGAGCUGCUGAAGCUAAAGAAAUUGGAGACUACCACGAAGAGGAUCAAGCAGAGUAGAGGCGACAUGGACGCAACUAUUCAUUCGGAUUUUCACAAGGACAAAGGACGCACCGAGAAAUUACCUGUUCGCGGAGACUUGGGCAAGUCUAGCGCGAGCAAUGAGUCGACCAUCUUGUCGGAUGGUCAAAAAGAUCGAAAGACGGAAGAAAAGAAGGUGACUGCCGAGGUUUCGCAUUUUAAUAAAGGGAAGCGAGAUGACUACCGUGUGACGAGGUCCGUCGUUGACGAGACAUUGAGAGAUAAUCAUCGUCGUAAGAUAUUGUGGUUCGAAGACUCUGACACUGAACAGUUGGAUAACAAAAACGAGAAACGUACUAAACGUCUUUGGGGUUUCGGAGAGAACGAAGGGGUAGCGACUAGCGAUGAGCUGCAGACAGAGAAUCAGCGACGAAAAAUAAGUUAUGCGGAAAGGAGAAGAGAAGAGGAGAAGAGAAGACAAGAAGAAGAACAAAGAAAAAGAGCAGAGGAAUGGAGAAGACAGCAGGAAGCACAGAGGCGAAAUUAUAUCAAGAAUCAAACAAAUACUGACAUAGAAAAUAUCAGGAACGAAUACGAGAAAAUGUUGGAGCAGAGAGAGAGAGAAGAAGAAGAAAGGAGGUGGCGAUUGCAGCAGUCAAAUAGGUGGCAUCUGGAAGAAGAACAAAGACGACGUUUACAGGAAGAAGAGUCAAGAAGAAAUCGAUUGGAGGAGCAACGUCGAAUGCAAGAACUAGAAACUCGUAGAAGAUACGACGAGUCUCCGACACAGACUCCUACUUACGAGGAGGAAAGAGAAAGACAAAGAGAACGGCAGCAAGCAGAAGAAAUAAGAAGGCGAGAAGAAAAUCGUCUAAGAGAAGAAGAACGUCGACGAAGAUUACAGGAAGAAGAAUCACGUAGGAGAGAGCAGAAUAGGUGGGUGGAAGAGAUGAAGCGAAGACAGCAGCAGCAGCAGCAGCAAGAACAGGAUAGAAAAAGCAUAGAAGAAAGGAGAAGAGAGUGGACGUUGAAACGUAAACAGGAGGAAGAAGAACAGAGAAAAAGACAUCAGCAAGACAGAAACGAACCAUCUAAUUUGCUGUACUCUUCGCGAAAUAGUCCGAACGCAAAUAAACUAUACCAUCUAGAAACAGAAAGAAGAAUGAGAGAACAACAGGAAAAAGAAUAUCAGCAAAAAUUAGAUGGGUAUAUUCAACGUAAUCGACCGAUCAACUUAAACAAAUCGAUAGAUCGACAAAGAGAAGAAGCGAACAGAUGGAAGCAGGAGGAAGAACGACGAAGACUCGAAGAAGAACGUAAGUUACAGGAUUACAUUCGAAGAAAUCAACCAGUGCGUGUUCCGGAAGAGAGCGGAUCAUCUGAUAAAAACUGGAUGGAGUAUAGGAGGAAAUUAGAAGAAGCUAGGCAAUAUAAUCGACCGAGAUAUCCAGGCCCAGAGACCGGGAGAAGAAAUCAUGGUCCAUCAGCCCCGACAAAUAUCGAUCCACGAGCUUACAAUGAUGCGAGAAGAAAAGCAAGUAAAACGAUCGAAGAGGAAGAAAUCCGCGAGCGACAGAGACAGCAACAAGAGCAACUGAGGAAAGAAGCUUUGAGGCGAGAAGCAGAGGUUAGAAGGAUACAAUCGAGAAAAUACGAGGAGGAACGAAGGAGGAAAGAAGCAACGAUGUUAGAAGCGGAGAGAAAUGCGAAAGAGCUGCGGGAAGCGGAGAUCAGAAGAAAUCAAGCUGAAAGGACGAGACCAAGCCAGGCUCGUAGGCGAUUCGACGGGCAUAGAGGUAGACACGACACGAGUCUUAUUCCAGCCAAUUUACUUUUGAAUGAGCCCAGGAGAGCUAUGGAGAGACAAAGACAGGAGCAAGAGAAAAGGCAACUGGAAGCUGAAAGGCGAAGAGCAAAGGAAGCAAGGGAGAAGGAGGAACGCGACAGGGUCAUGAAAGAGCAUCGGAGACGGCAGGAAGAGGCCAGGCUGAACGCGUUGCCUGUAAGCGCAAGCAUAAUAGUCCAACCCAUGGUACCUAACAUGUUAUCGAGAACGGGUUUCGAUAUCGACACGCGACUUAAUCCGUAUCAAGAAGGAGUGAAAGUGCCAAACUUUCCAGCGCCACCAACUCGACAGCCACCUGCACAAAGUCCUUCGCCCUGUGUUUGGGCGGUUGUUCAAUGCUGUCCAUCGAAAACCAAUCGUCUAGUUACCUGUUUCGAAUCCAUGGGUUGUCCCGGUAUUAACUGGGACCCUAACCCAUGCAAAGGUUCCAUUAUACAAGCCGCUAAGCAGCAGGUGGAGAAAUUUUAUGCUCAGCUCGAGGAAGAGGAUGAUUUUUAUUAAUGGAAACACGUGGAAUGUGGAAUGUGCCAAGUUCCAAGGUUUUAUGGAUCAUCCAAAUAUCUUUUGAGCAUCGAUUACAAGAAAUUCUCUAGUUUUUUUAAGAAACUGAAGGGAAUUACUGUGAGUGGAUCGAAUAAUAUAUAAUAACAACUUUAUAUGCAGGAAUAAUUAUGUGAAAAGAUCCAAUUGAUGGAAAUUUCGAAUAAAUAAUAGGUAUAUUGAU